Messenger RNA from Dermatophagoides farinae (American house dust mite), 4412 nucleotides. The record is from RefSeq and is a predicted model, not a curated record. NCBI's taxonomy places the organism in Eukaryota, Metazoa, Arthropoda, Arachnida, Sarcoptiformes, Pyroglyphidae.
AUCAACAUCAUCGAAAUCUACUUUCACAAGAAACUUGACUAGCUUAGAUUUAACCCUGUUAAAUACAUUAGAAAAACAUAGUUAUGAUCCGAAAUUACAUCACUUAUCGCCAACAUACGUUGUUGAUGGUUUUGAAGUUCCACCGUCUUCAACUACCGUCAAGAGACUUAAAGAUACCAAUUUAAAUAGACAGGAUAAAUUUAUUUCACACCUAUCAACCUAUACUAAUAAUAGCCGUAUUAUCGAUACAGGUGAUACCAAAUUUAUGGAGAUAAGCAAAUUAGGUAAUGAUACGAACAAAAGUCAAGUAAACAACAAUCAACUUUUCCAAAAACGUCAAGGAUUCGAACCAUAUUGGACUGAAGCUGGCUAUUUUACGAUCGAUGAUAAACGUAUCAAUCCAUUCACAAUUUAUGAUCAAUCAACGCCAAAAAGUUAUUUUGAUGGUGAUCAUGUUGAUCUGCAUUUAAUAUCAACAAAUCCAUAUAUAAAUGGCAAAUAUGAUAAAUCUAAUAAACGUCCGGAACCAUUAUAUUGGUUAGGCAACAAUAGUCCAUCAUUGCAAUCGCGAAGUGUCGAUUCAAAUCAGCCCAAACAACAACAACAGCAACAGUAUUCAAAUCAAAAUAUAUUCCGAUCAUUUAAUGGCUAUGAUAUCAGUGCAUUGAAAAAAGAUACAUCGUUGCAUACGAUCGAAGGUAAACUAUUAACAACAUUAAAGCCAAUGAAUGAACGACCACUUCGAAGAAAAAUACCAGAGCUUUAUAUAAAAAUCGUAACAAAUGAUAAUUUUUCAACACCUUAUAUGGCAGUGAAUGACAAUGGCCAAACAAAUCAAGGGAUGAUUGUAUUGCCAAAACAGCCAUCACCUUUAUCAUCAAGACCAACAGUAGAAAAAAGACUUAAUUAUGAAAUCAAUGAAAGAUUACUCGCACCAUUUAAACACAAAAUUGAGGAUAAAACAUAUGGUUCGAUACGUUUAGACAAGAGUAAGAAUUCGGAACCAAAACUUGGAAUUUAUAACGGCAAUAUGGAUGAACAAAAAGUUCAUUCUGAUGGAUUCAAUCGUUAUACAGAUCAAAAAACCACUGUUCUUCCAACAUACAAGAUGAUCAAACAAGUGACACAUGCAAGCCGAUUUAGAAAGAAAGUCAUUCGUAAAAAGAAGAUGAAUUAUCAACCAUCUUCAUCUUCAUCGUUACCAUCAUCAUUAUUGUCUUCACAAUCAUUGUCACCAUCACCGGCAAUGGCCGCUAGUUCCUCAUCUUCAUCAUCAAACAUUUAUGGCCAUCAUCCAUCUACAAGUCUUUUGACAGGAACUUUGGUGACCGGUUCUUUCAAUAAUAACAAUGAACAAAAAAUACGAAGAAAUAGUCGACCACCAUUAUAUAAAAGUUUGGAUAAGGCUACUACAUUACCAUUGAAUUUUCCUUAUGAUUUAUCGCCACGAAUCUGGACAUCAUCAUCAUCAUCAUUUUUGAACCUUUCACCUACUACACCGGCUCCUAUAAUCGAAUAUACAUCAGAUAAUAUACCAGAUGAACGUCCAUUUCCAACAACACCAAAACCAACACAACGAAAUCGGCCACAACAAUUACAUGAAGCAACAGGCUCAUAUAUAAAAAAUAAUUUAUCGAACAAAACAUCGAAUAAAAAUGAAGAUAAUGUCAAUCAUGAACUAUUUAUGAAAUCGAUGAAUGCUGAUAAAAGUGAAAAUGUAAUGGUUGUACCGAUGUACAUGGAUUCCAAUUCAAACAAACGUUUGAAUCUUGCACAAUAUAAUAGUUACGUUGUGAUGCCUACAAGUUACAAUAGUAAUCGAAAUGAAAUAAAUAAAAAUAGUCAAACAUUUGUGUCGAAAAAUGACGAAAUCGCAAAUCGAUUCAAAAAUCCGAUUGAUACACUAGAAGAGUUCAUUAAGAAAACCAUCAAUGAUGUUUCCAAGAUAGAGCCACAAAAGUAUUCUGUCACUCCAUCAUUUUCAACGACUACAACACCGCUUCCACCUUCAUCAAUAUUGGCCACAACCAUGUCUUCAAUCACGCCUCAAGGUUUUGAAACGCCAAAAGAACAAGUUUACAAGAAAAUCAAAGCCAUUAAUGGAUAUCGAAGAAGUCGUAAAUAUAGACCAUUAAUAUCAUUAGAUCAAAACAUCCCAACAAAAAGAUCAAACAUGACAAAUUCUCUUGAUUCAAUUGACAAGAUAUCAAAAAAAGAUAAUGUUACAAUCGCUAAUCGAACUAAUAGUAAAAUUAUAAAUCUGUCUGAUCCAAACACGAUUACAACGUAUGAGACAUUGAGAAGUAAUGAUGUUGAUCAAGAUCGAUCAUCAUUAUCAUCAUCAUCAUCAUCAAAAACGAUGGACGAUCGAUGGUCAUUGACCACUACUCCAAGUACCUUAAUAUCAGCCAAUCAUUUGCUGCCAAAAUCUGUUUACGGUAGUCGAUCAAUAUCAUCUCCCAUUCAAACAACAAUUAGGCCAGAAAUCUGGAAAGAGAGUAUGGAUAUACCAACCGAUAUGAAUACAAUACCGGUGACCAGUACAACAAAAGCACCUCAAUAUAUAUUGACUAAACCAAAAAAUAAACAAAAAAUUGCUGUAAAAAUCCGUUUGCCGAGUUCAACAUCAACAACAUCCACAACUACAUCAACGACAAUGUCACCGAAAACACAACACAUACCAAAGAAUUAUACAGAAUAUAAUUACUAUGAUUAUGAUAAUUAUGGCAAUGCCGAAGAUUAUGACAUAAAUAACUAUGAUGAUGAAUAUUACAAUAACAUGUUGAAUGAAGGCAGAAUGUCAUCCACUUCAACGACUACAACCACGACAACAACAACAACAACCACCACUUUAGCACCGCCAUCAUCAUCAAUUUCACCAUUAUCAUUAUCUAAUAUAAAUAACAGUAGUAAAGGACAAAACAUAACAAGACAAGUCAAGAGACCACUGAUUUAUCUCAGGAAUAGACCUCGACCUACAAUUCGUCGUUUAGUUAUUAAAGAUCCUGGUGAGAAUGUGAAAAUAAUUUCAGCUUCACGACCUCGACCAUUAUAUCCACAACCAAAAGCAUUGAUAACGGCAAGUAAAUGCGACAAACGUAAAUGCCGUUUACCUGAUUGCCGAUGCGGUAGUUCAGAUAUACCAGGUGAUUUUUCCAGCAAACAGAUUCCACAGAUCGUGAUGCUCACAUUUGAUGAUGCAGUUAACGAUUUAAAUUGGGACCUGUAUGAAGAGUUAUUAAAUUCAGGACGAAAAAAUCCCAAUGGUUGUCCAAUUAAGGCAACAUUCUAUGUUUCACAUGAAUGGACUGAUUAUGGACAAGUUCAAACACUGUAUUCUAGAGGUCAUGAGAUUGCCUCACAUACUAUUUCGCAUCGAUUUGGAGAAAAAUUUUCCAAAGAUGAAUGGGUCAAAGAAAUAAAUGGACAACGAGAAAUAUUAAAUCUAUAUGGUGGAGUCAAGUUUGAAGAUAUUCGUGGCAUGAGAGCACCUUUCUUACAGACUGGAGGCAACAAUAUGUUUGAAAUGUUAUAUGAAACAAAUUUCACUUAUGAUUCAUCAUUACCCGUUCAGGAGAAUCAUCCGGCCUUUUGGCCAUAUACACUUGAUUAUGCACUCUCACAUAGUUGUAAUAUUCCACCCUGUCCAACGAAAUCAUUUCCAGGUGUAUGGGAAGUUGGUAUGGUUAUGUGGACAGAUUUACGUGGUGGCCGUUGUUCGAUGGGCGAUGCUUGCACAAAUCCACCAGAUGAAGAUGGUGUUUACGAAAUGUUGAUCAAAAAUUUCAACAGACAUUAUAAAAAUAAUCGUGCACCAUUCUCAUUAUAUUAUCAUAGUGCAUGGUUCAAUAUACAACAUCAUAGGAAAGGAUUUUUUCGUUUUUUGGAUGAAAUUUUACAAAAUCAAGAUGUUUAUAUGACAUCAACAUGGCAAAUGUUACAAUGGGUUCGUAAACCAGUAACAUUAGAUCAGCUCAAUUCAUUUGAACCAUUUCAAUGUAAUCAAGAUAAACCAAUCAAUGAAUGUAGUCGGGCAAAAGUUUGCAAUGUUCAUUCUAAACAAGGUUCACGUACCUUACGUACAUGUCAAGAAUGUCCAACAGUAUUUCCAUGGAUCGGUAACACCGGAUUUUCGAAAUCCAAAUAUGGAUAAAACAGAUGAAUUUAUUUACAAACAAAAAAAAAAAUACGUGGCAAAAAAUCAUUGUGAUCAUUCUCUGUUAUCAUUUACUAUUGCCAUUGUCAUUGUCAUUGAUUGACAUGUGACAUACACUAGUCAUUCUGUUUCCAUUUUUGAAAUUUUUUUCAAAAAUAUUUACGAAAUUAACUUAUUGUUUGAGAAAAAAAAAUAUGUUAAAUGUUUGUAAUAAAUUGUUGAACAAAUAAAUGAUUUUGACUUAUUAUUUUGACAA